Branchiostoma belcheri (Belcher's lancelet) is the source of this 4061-nucleotide messenger RNA. RefSeq names its product flocculation protein FLO11-like. Gene Ontology annotation, cellular component: membrane. The coding region runs from base 72 to 4061 and encodes 1329 amino acids. Gene Ontology annotation, biological process: nervous system development. The record is from RefSeq and is a predicted model, not a curated record. The transcript is spliced from 10 exons. NCBI's taxonomy places the organism in Eukaryota, Metazoa, Chordata, Leptocardii, Amphioxiformes, Branchiostomatidae.
CGGUUCUACCGAGCUUGUGUCAACAUUUCAGGUGUUUUGACCAGCGAACAGGCAGACACGAAAACACUACCAUGGAAUCUUUUGUGACCGUAUGCACCCUCGUCCUAAUUGUGCAACAUUUACCACCAGGCGAAAGUACGACAUGGUCGUGCGACUUUGAGACUAGUGACCAUUGUGGGUACACCCAGGACACCACAGAUGACCUGAACUGGACCCGUCAUUUCGGACAAACACCAACAGCUAAUACUGGGCCGUCAGUGGACCAUACUCUGGGCACGGGUUAUUACAUGUACCUGGAGACAUCAGUAGGUAAUCCAGGUGACGUUGCUCGCCUUGUCUCCACGCCCCUCCCCGCCAUCAGUGCUCCCUACUGCCUGAGCUUCUACUACCACAUGUUCGGGGACAGCAUGGGGACUCUCAAUGUGUACAUCAGGAAGCAAGGCAUCAUGGGACCCUCGGUUUGGACGGUGAGCGGUGACCAGCGUAACGCCUGGCACUUUGGGCAUGCGCAGUUGGACGGAAGCAGCAGUUUUAACGUCAUCUUCGAGGCCGUUCGUGGAAACGACUUCAGGGGUGACAUCGCUAUAGAUGACGUCACCGUCAGUGAUGAAUGUGGUUUGAUAACAACAACAGUUCUGCCAACUACAACACCGUAUCCCCUGGCCUCUCCAAACUGUACUUUUGAAGCGUCGUCAAUCUGCGGGUACCGACAGGACAUCCACGACUCUGCACAGUGGACAUGGCAUCAGGGACAGACAGACACCGGUUAUACAGGACCUAUAUUCGACCAUACUUUGGGCACAGCAAUGGGACACUACAUGUACUUCGAGGCGUCUGACCUUACAUCAGGGGUGAUAGUACGCUUGUUGUCUCCAGCCGUUCCCAUCAUUUCCUCAGCUCCAAGCAACACCGGCUACUGCCUGACGUUCUGGUACCACAUGUACGGCCUCCAUAUAGGUACUCUUAACGUUAAUCAGAAAUGCAGUGGAGGCUCGGAAGUCCCCAUAUGGAGCCUCUCUGAUGAACAAGGCAAUGUCUGGCGACAAGGACAGCUUCCUCUUGACGGAACCGCGGAGUUUACGGUAGUGUUUGAGGCAGUUCGCGGCAGCAGCUACAAGGGAGACAUCGCCAUAGACGAUGUUGAUGUGGCUCCGUACAGAGGACAAUGCGAAUUUAUCCCUUCCUCCGCCAUGGUGCCUUUGCCUUCUACAUCUACCAUUACCACCGCCUUGUCCAGUACAAGUGCCCACCUCUCAACAUCAGGGAUAACCUCCGUGGCAACAACAGCAGAACAACCAUCCACAGCAAUGUCAACGUCAACGACUGAUCGUAUCUCAUCUGCUACUACAGUAACUGUUGUACCUCCUACUCCCAGCAUCGCAACCCAAUGGUCCAGUACUAUAAAUUCCUUCAUCGCAACAGAGACACUCUUCGGGGCAACAGCGGAGCAACCAUCCACAGCAAAGACGACAGAAACAUCGUCAACAACCGACCGUAUCUCCUCUGCUACCACGGUACCUGUUGUUCCUCCUACUCCAACCACCAUCAACCUUUCUGUCAGUACAAGUGCCAACCCUUCAAGGCCAGGACAAAUUUCCGUGGCGACAACAGAACAACCAUCCACAGUAAUGCCAACAGAAACACCGUCAACAACUGACCGUAUCUCUUCUGCUACUACAGUAACUGUUGUUCCUCCUUCCACCAUCACCACCACAUCUCUCAGUACAAGUGCCCAACUCUCAACGUCAGAGAAAACCUCCGUUGCAACAACAACAACAGAACAGCCAUCCACAGUAAUGCCAACAGAAACACCGUCAACAACUGACCGUAUCUCUUCUGCUACUACAGUAACUGUUGUUCCUCCUCCCACCAUCACCACCCAAUCUCACAGUACAAGUGCCAAGCCAACAACGUCAGGACAAAUAUCCGUGGCAACAAAAACAGAGCAACCAUCCACAGUAAUACCAACAGAAACAUCGUCAACAACUGACCGUAUCUCCUCUGCUACCACAGUACCUGUUGUACCUCCUACUCCAACCACCAUCAACCUUUCUGUCAGUACAAAUGCCAACCCUUCAAGGUCAGGACAAAUCUCCGUGGCAACAACAGAACAACCAUCCACAGUAAUGUCAACAGAAACACCGUCAACAACUGACCGUAUCUCUUCUGCUACUACAGUAACUGUUGUUCCUCCUUCCACCAUCACCACCACAUCUCUCAGUACAAGUGCCCAACUCUCAACGUCAGAGAAAACCUCCAUGGCAACAACAACAACAGAACAACCAUCCACAGUAAUGCCAACAGAAACACCGUCAACGACUGACCGUAUCUCAUCUGCUACCACAGUACCUGUUGUGCCUCCUACUCCCACCAUCACCCAAUCUCACAGUACAAGUGCCAACCCCUCAACGUCAAGAAAAAUCUCCGUAUCAACAACAGCAGGGCAAACAUACACAGCAAAGACGACAGAAACAUCGUCAACAACCAACCGUACCUCCUCUGUUACCGCUGUAACUGCUGUACCUUCUACUCCCAUCAUCAUCACCCAAUCUCAUGGAACACGUGCCAACUCCUUAACAUCAGGGUUAAUCCCCGUGGCAACAACGACAGAACAACAAUCUACAGAAAUGCCAAUAGAAACAUCGUCAACAACUGUCCGUAUCUCCUCGGCCAUUUCAGUACCUGCCGCACUUCCUACUUCCAAAAGCAUCACCCAAUCUCACAGUACAAGUGCCAACCCCUCAACGUCAGGACAAAUCUCCGUAUCAACAAAAGCAGGGCAACCAUCCACAGCAAAGACGACAGAAACAUCGCCAAAAACCGACCAUAUCUCCUCUGUUACCGCUGUAACUGCUGUACCUUCUACUCCCAACAUCACCACUCCAUCGUCAAGUGUGCACCCCUUAACGUCAGGGAUAAUCUCCUUGUUAACAACAACAGAGCAACCAUACACAGCAAUGCCAACAGAAACAUCGUCAACCACUGGGCGUAUCUCACUGGCUACUACUCUAACAAUAACUGCUGCAACUCCAACACCCGCAACCAAUACCCAGUCGCCAAGUACAACUGCCCACCUUUUGACGUCUAGUAACAGCAGAGGGGAAUCGUCUACAAGAUUGUUGACAGAAACAUUAAAGACAGACGGGACAACUACAAUCCAGAACAAUAAGUCUCAUAGGCAAAUUACAACAAGUUCCAUGCCGUCAGCUGGUAUCACUAGAUUUGGAACUGCCGCUAGUGCGGCUGAAAAAGUACAAACCAACAACGCAGCCACGACUACCAUCAUUACCCUUGCGGUGGUCCUGAGCCUGGUCUGUGGUCUUGUGGCAGGGGCUCUGAUCACUGUUUUGUACAAAAAGAGGAAAAAGGCACGGCCUGGACACGGCAGGGUGAAGUACCUUACAGAGGAACACGGACCGGAUUCUGCAGACGAUCCCUUCCCCGCCAGUGCUGUCACCGGAAGGGUCGACUUUGAAAACCCCGCUUUUGAACAUAUCUACGAGGAGUUACCAAACCUGGUGGUGAACCACACAACUUCAGUAGAUCACACAGCAUCACCACCAGACCAAAGACCGUCGUCAGGUGCCUCAUCUUCACAAACCGCAGUCUACAUGGAGAUCAAAGACAACGAAGUUUCCUGGGUGGAAGCUUCUUCGCAGCAACCAGUACCAAGUACUAAGGCUGACUGUCAUAUGCAUAUUUCUUCAACAGCUAAAGCCAAUAAUCCAUUUAACCAAUAUCCACGUCAAAUGAACCAAAAAGUCAGGGUGCAUAGUGGCCACAGCGAGAGAAGCACUGAGGAAAGACACACCAGGCCAGGGUACCAACGAGAUAGUUUGGAGUCAGAGAACGACUACACUCAACCUACAUGCAUGUCUGAACAAAACGUGCAUGGCCCGAACCUGAGCCCUAUGAAGAACAUUGAACAAGAUGCUGAUGAAGAGUAUGAAGAUGUUAUCAAAGUCUCCGUCAAAGUCAGUCCGAACAGGCCAUUGUUCCUGAGAAUGCGCAGGACACAGACGGGUAUCAGAGUCUCCGGCAAAGUCAGUACCAACAUUUGA